CUUACUCUCAUCAUCAUCAUCUUAUAAAUACACACCACCACUCGCCACCCACCUUCCUCUCUCUCUCUCUCUCUCUCUCUCUCUCUCUCUAAAAAAAACACAUAUUACCCAUCAUCACUCCCAUUGAUCUUUGAAUCUUUGGUUUUAUUUAUUUGUUUAGUCGUCUCGUCGUCGUCGUCCUCCAAAUCCAAUCUCAAGUCUCUCAACUAAGCUUCUUUCUUCUUCUUCCUCUUCUUUCUUUACUUUACUUUACUUUACGAAUCAUAAUAAUUACCUCCUUUUCCUCUUCACUCACUCAACUACUCAUCAUUUUAUUUCAAUUCAUUGCAAUUCCUCCGCUUCCCUUUUCAACCAUGGCUUUGACUGCUGCCUGUAAACUACUUGUGGUACUCAUGACGAUGACGAUGGUGAGUUUAGUUCGCGCUGAUCCAGAUUUGCUUCAAGAUAUUUGUGUUGCUGAUCUCAACUCUGCCAUAAAAGUGAACGGGUUCCCCUGCAAGUCAAAUGCGACGGCGGAGGACUUCUUCUCCGACGUCCUUGCGAAGCCCGGCGCCACCAACAACUCCGCCGGUUCUCUGGUCACCGGCGCCAACGUCCAGAAAAUUCCAGGCCUGAACACCCUCGGAGUUUCCCUGUCCCGCAUCGACUACGCCCCCGGCGGCCUCAACCCGCCGCACACCCACCCACGCGCCACCGAGGUGGUCUUCGUCCUCGAAGGCGAGCUCGACGUCGGAUUCAUCACCACCGGCAAUGUCCUCUUCUCAAAGCACAUCAAGAAGGGCGAAAUCUUCGUCUUCCCCAAAGGCUUAGUCCACUUUCAGAAGAACAACGGCAAAACCCCCGCCGCCGUCAUCGCCGCCUUCAACAGCCAGCUUCCGGGGACGCAGUCCAUCGCAACCACCCUCUUCGCGGCGGCGCCGCCGGUGCCGGACGAUGUGCUCGCUAAGGCGUUCCAUAUCGGGACGAAGCAGGUGGAGAAGAUGAAGUCCAGAUUUGCUCCCAAAAAUUGAAAAUACAAAUGAAUGGGAAUUGAUUUAAUUAUUAAAUUGGGUCCGUCUGGUUUGGUUGAAUUUAUUUUAUUUAUGAGCGGAAAAUAAAAUGAAAUUUGUGUCGUUGAUGAUUUUCUGUGAUGAUGAUGGGCAGGACAAAUAAGAUUUAUGAAAUCUCUUCCUUUCAAUACAGCUUGUCGGGUGUUCCUUGUAUCACAUCUACGUGUCGCGUGUCAUUGAGCUAAUAUUUUUAUAUUUGUAUUAUAUUUUCAUAUUCA
Messenger RNA from Andrographis paniculata, 1267 nucleotides. Its product is annotated as rhicadhesin receptor-like. Bases 354 to 1010 code for a protein of 218 amino acids. Lineage: Eukaryota; Viridiplantae; Streptophyta; Magnoliopsida; Lamiales; Acanthaceae. Gene Ontology annotation, cellular component: plasmodesma; cell wall. The transcript has 2 exons. Gene Ontology annotation, molecular function: manganese ion binding. Gene Ontology annotation, biological process: plasmodesmata-mediated intercellular transport; regulation of root development. The record is from RefSeq and is a predicted model, not a curated record.